GAAGGUAGAUCUACCGAUUUUGAAAAUAAAAUCUCACGGUUAUUAUUUUUAAUUAAGCAAAAGUGGUCAUAGUAUUUAGUGAUAAAAACCAUAAAAAUAUACACCAAUAAAAUAACCUUAUUAGUCAUAAAAAAUAACUUGUUUUGUUAAUCAUUUCGGUUAUUAUAUUAUCUGUGAUAAUAAGAGAUUUUUAUGUUACCAUCAAAAAACGCUAAAAAUUCCUCACACGAACAAAGUGGUCAUUCAAUGAGUUCAGGUAAAGCAGAUCGUAAAAUGAGUAAAAAACGGAAGCGUUCUGUUGCAGACAAAGAUGAUACAGUAUCAAAGAAGCUCUGCGUGGAUAUAAAUGUUACUAGUAAUGAAGAUUCAGUAUUUCCUAGUGAUUUACAAGAUGAACCUAGACAGAAUUUGUUUCACGAAGAAAGAAAAUUUGCUAAAAGUGUUGCGGGCAGAGAAGAUACACCUAGGUUUAAUAAGUUCUUAGAUUUUUUAAUUAAUGGAGAAGGAAGAAGAUAUCUAGAAAUUCUGAAAAGAGAAGGAGUAAAUUUAACUAAUAUAUUUAGUAUUUUAGGCAGAGCAGGAGCUAAUGCUUCUAAAGCUUUUCAAGACUUAUAUGACCUUUUGUUUGAUGCAGAAGAAAACAAAACACAGUAUUUAAAAACUCUAGAAGAAGAAGGAAUAAAUCUAUCUAAUAUGUCCAGUAUUUUAGGCAGAGCAGGAGCUAAUGCUGCAAAAGCUUUUAAAGACUUAUAUGACCUUUGGUUUGAUAGAGAAGGAAAUAAAACUCAAUAUUUAAAAACUCUAGAAGAAGAAGGAAUAAAUCUAGCUAAUAUGUCCAAUAUUUUGCAUGGAAUAGGAGCUAAUGCUGCUGCAAACGCUUUUAAAGACUUAUAUGAUCUUUGGUUCGAUGUCGAAGGAAAUAAAACUCAAUAUUUAAAAACUCUAGAAGAAGAAGGAAUAAAUCUAUCUAAUAUGUCCAGUAUUUUAGGUGGAUCGGGAGCUAAAGCUCCUAAAGCCUUUAAAGAAUUAUACGAUCUUUGGUUCGAUGAAGAAGGAAAUAAAACUCAAUAUUUAAAAACUCUAGAAGAAGAAGGAAUAAAUCUAUCUAAUAUGUCCAGUAUUUUAGGCGGAUCGGGAGCUAAUGCUUCUAAAACCUUUAAAGAAUUAUACGAUCUUUGGUUCGAUGGAAAAGGAAAUAAAACUCAAUAUUUAAAAACUCUAGAAGAAGAAGGAAUAAAUUUAGUUAAUAUGUCCAGUAUUUUGAACGGGGUAGGAACUAAUGCUGCAAACGCUUUUAAGGAACUAUAUGAUACUUUUUUUGAUAAGCAAGGAAAAAAACAAUAUUUAAAGGCUCUAGAAGAAAAAGGGAUAAAUCUAGCUAAUAUAUCCAGUAUUUUAGACGGAGCGGGAGCUAAAGCUUCUAAAGCUUUUAAAGACUUAUAUGAUCUUUGGUUCGAUGGAAAAGGAAAUAAAACUCAAUAUUUAAAAACUCUAGAAGAAGAAGGAAUAAAUCUAUCUAAUAUGUCCAGUAUUUUAGGUGGAUCGGGAGCUAAAGCUCCUAAAGCCUUUAAAGAAUUAUACGAUCUUUGGUUCGAUGAAGAAGGAAAUAAAACUCAAUAUUUAAAAGCUCUAGAAGAAGAAGGAGUAAAUAUAUCUAAUAUGUCUAGUAUUUUGAAUGGAGCAGGAAUUAAUGCUGCAAAAGCUUUUAAAGACUUAUACGAUCUUUGGUUCGAUGGAGAAGGAAAUAAAACACAAUAUUUAAAAACUCUAGAAGAAGAGGGAAUAAAUCUAUCCAAUAUAUCAAGUGUUUUAAGUGGAUCAGGAGCUAAAGCUGCAAACGCUUUUAAAGGCUUACAUAAUCUUUGGUUCGGUGUAGAAGAAAAUCAAACUCAAUAUUUAAAAAUUCUAGAAAAAGAAGGGAUAAAUCUAGCUAGUAUAUCCAGUAUUUUAAGUGGAGCAGGAGCUAACGCUCCCAAAGCCUUUAAAGACUUGUAUGAUUUUUGGUUUGAUGCAGAAGGCACUAAAACACAAAAUUUAAAAACUCUAGAAGAAGAAGGAAUAAAUCUAACUAAUAUGUCCAGUAUUCUGCAUGGAGCAGGAACUAAUGCUACAAAGGCUUUUAAAGAACUAUAUAAUACUUUUGUUGAUGAGCAAGGAAAAAAAACACGACAUUUAAAGCAUUUUAUUGAGAAAAAAGAUAAGGAAGAAAGUUUUACGCCGCACAACUUAUCUGGUAUAUUAAGUGGAGCAGGAGCUAAGACUAAAGAUGCUUUUAAAAAAUUACAUAGUGUUUGUUUUAAUGACAAAGGAAAAAGAACAGAACUUUUAGAUGAUUUCUAUAAUGCAGGUUUUAGGCCAGUGGUGUAGACACUCUAGUAUAUUUAGGGGCAAAAGCAUAAGGGGGAAUUUUACUACAAGU
This is a messenger RNA of Neodiprion virginianus, 2419 nucleotides long. RefSeq lists its product as uncharacterized. Lineage: Eukaryota; Metazoa; Arthropoda; Insecta; Hymenoptera; Diprionidae. Bases 193 to 2367 code for a protein of 724 amino acids. The transcript is spliced from 2 exons. The record is from RefSeq and is a predicted model, not a curated record.